Diversispora eburnea is the source of this 326-nucleotide messenger RNA. The record is from the annotation of a GenBank genome assembly. NCBI's taxonomy places the organism in Eukaryota, Fungi, Glomeromycota, Glomeromycetes, Diversisporales, Diversisporaceae.
UCGAAGACCAGCAUAAUCACGAACGUGUAAAGAAUAUUGCUACUCUUGCAUCCAGUUAUAGAAGAUUCACUUCAGAAAUGUGUGAUGAUAUAAAGUUGCUUGCAGCAUGUGGUAUGCGUCCUGGUACGAUCGUCAAAGUUUUACAACAUAAAAAUUCAGAAAAAUAUAUUCACAACAAAAAUGUUUAUAAUUUGGUUAGUUCUAUUUGUUGUCAUCAAACCCAUUCUAAAAGUAAUGCUGGUUCGAUGUAUCUUGAUCUCAUGAUCCAGUGGCAAGAAAAUCUGACUUUUCAUAUUGAUAUAAUCACAACCGCUCCCACCUUGUAG